Molecule: messenger RNA, 3733 nt
Organism: Drosophila persimilis
Lineage: Eukaryota; Metazoa; Arthropoda; Insecta; Diptera; Drosophilidae
Exons: 2
Coding region: 189-3581 (1130 amino acids)
Cellular component (GO): precatalytic spliceosome
Molecular function (GO): double-stranded RNA binding; single-stranded RNA binding; zinc ion binding
Source: RefSeq, a predicted model, not a curated record
GUUUGGACGUUGGAAACGGAGGCAGUGUUUGCUCUAAGCAAUCUCACAGUAAAAUUCAUUCGCCGCAACUCAAUAACUGAAAUCUAAGCUGAAGUUAAUAUCAAUAGAUAUAAAAUAAAAAAAAAAAAACUUGAAAAAAAUUUCAACCUUGCUUUGAGCCAUAUGCAGAAGAUCACUUUGUGGUGAAGAUGAAUACCAAUAACAUUCGAACACAUAAGCCCAUCGAUGGGGCAAAAUUUCUGGAGAUGUUGUCAACCAUAUCAUUGGAAGAAGUAUUGAUUUUUGAGUUUCGGCGAAGUACAACUGAUAAAUGGGAAGUCAUGGUAGUAUGUCCGAACCCAUUAAAGAAGAUGUAUCUCUGCAAUGUUUGCAACGUUGUUCAGUACGGGGACAAAAACUUAUUCAGUCAUCUGUGUGGUAAAAAGCACAACUUACUCCUGACCAGCAUAAAACAACUCCAAAUACGGAAUAGAUUUUCUACUGAACAGAAUUCAAGCUCUCCGAAAUCACUGAAUGCAGCAAGCGUCAUCGUAAAUAACACAGGAAGUGGUAAAGGCUAUUCUGCUGCAAACAAAAAUCUACCGACUCGAAACCCUGGCACUCCCACUACUAUUAGUCAAAAAAUGGCAACAGCGACAGUAAAACCCCAACCUUUUCCAAAAAAAGCCAGUUCCAGCGCGCGGACUUGUUCACAACAACCCGGUCCAAAUGAAGAAUUAAUAAAAAUCCCGAGCAAUAGCUCUAAAAAUUAUGCAAACGCCAGAAGUAUUCCAUGCGAAAAUGAAGACCGUACGGAUUCGUCCAAAGAAAUAAAAUCUAAAACAAGUCUAAUUAUAAAUGACAAUCAAAAAACAAAAAAGGAUUCGGGAACGGUAGUAGAUACUUUGAAAAAAGUCACAACAGCAAACUCACCCGCGACUUCAUUAAACUCGACAAUAUUUUGUGAUGGCCUGAAACAUAAAAACAAGGUAGAAAAUUCUGCACUCAAGUCCGUGUCCAAAUCCAUUUCUGAAGAACUACCACAUUUUCAAGGGAGUGUUGAAGUCGAACCCUGUCCGAAAACCACGAGAAUGGUGCAAAAUAUGGUGGUGUCCCAAAAUAAUCAGGAUACUCAAAAUAUAGUAAAAAAUCCGUUAUCUACGAAAAUUUCAUGUGUUCCGCUUGCAAAGCUUCUUGGUGCCGCCGAGUCUACCGAGAGAAGCCAGGGUAACAGCGAUGUCAUUAUUAUAGACGAGAAGGAACGCAACCAGAGUAAUAAAAGAGAAAAUUCAAACAAUAAUAUCAGACAAGUUCAGAACACAAAGCAAUUCUUUUCGAAUAUUGAAAUAAUUGGAAACAAAAACAUUUUGGAUAAGACUGAUGAAAUAAUACCGGUUAUAGGUGUCGCUUCUCGCGUUAACGAGUCAAAAACAUCAUCAGGGUCAAGUAUUUUUACCUUUGAAUCUAAGAAAAAUCCAAAUAAAAUUGUGGGACUUGUAGGCGUCGAAUACGUUAUAAAAGUAGUAAGAAAUAUAAACGAUAAGAAUCCCAGAUAUCAAUGCAGCUUCUGUGACAUUACUUCUGACGAGGCUGCGAUGCAUACACACCUACUUGGCUACAAUCACCGUCUAAAAUAUUUUGAGAAGCAUUUUCCUACGGCCAUGCGACAGUACCGACAAUAUGUGUCGGAAGUUACAGAAAGUGAUGUGUGCAAAGUAAUGAUUCCCAUUUUAGAUAAACUGGCAAUGGCUGUUGAGAAGCAUUAUGGUCGGGAAUCUGCCUACCUUUGCUAUGAUAACUUUUAUAAAAAAAAUCGUUCAGCCGUAGUUGCAAAAGUUUAUAAUAGACGUCAUUUUUCUGAAAAAACAGGACCGACGUUUACGCAUAUCGUUGAUUCGAAAGAUGUCGAAAAACUAUUGGAAAAUACUCGUAUAAAAAGUAACCAGCCAGUAAAUGAUGGAAGCUCCAUUGUCAAUUUAUGUGAAUCUCAAAACAUAAAUAUAUCUCAGGCUGUAAGCCAUACAACGAACACCUAUUUUAGCUACCCGAAGUUAGCUGAAGCACCUUUUACGGAGACCGUUGAUGAUGAAACACACAAGCGAUUGGUUGAAAACUUUUUAAGAGAUACCAGGAAAUCUUCGGUCUCAUCGAAACCGCUAUUUCGAAAUUUGAAAAGAGCUCGAUCGCGGUCACGCUCAUCCGAACGAUGGAAGAAACUGCCUAGCCCGGAAUUGAAAAAGCAAUACAAUACAGAACGCAGAUCAUUAUCACUGUCCCCGUUAAGAGAUGGUGAUAUUUGGCAAGCGUACCGGCAUAUGGUUGAUCAAAAAGUACGCGAGUUGAACGUAUCUUUUGAGGUGUACAAAUCUGAUCCGGAACAGCAUCCUCUUUAUCAAGUAGAGUGGCAAAUCUUCUGGAAGCGACGCAAAGAUGAACUCAUAAUGGCGGGAAUUAACCAUCGCUCUUAUAAUUUUCAAAAUGAAUGGAUUAUUUUCUUUAACGCGCGACUUGAAGAAUUGUACAAUCGCGAUCUGGAGAAUAUUAAGCUAAAAUGUAGAGAUAGGUUGUGUUUGCCGCUGACAAAUGACGAGUUAAUGAAUAAAAACUAUCAUGUUCGUACACCUGAGAAAAUGAAUAUUAAUAUGGAGACAAUGGGGACUCCGAAGAGCUCUCUGGGAAAUCAUGUUCAUGAUGACACCACAAAUAUUAUUCACGUUCUUCGUCUUUUAACUGCACUAGAGGAAUUUUUGGGAAGUUUGGGACCCUUUAUUACAGAAAUGUUAACCAAAGCAUUACAGGCGCAGAAGGCUGAUCCAGAUAAUAUCCACAAUCUAUUGCUAACAUCGGAGAAUUGUGCCAUAUUAGAAACGACAAAAGAGAAAUUUACAGGAAUUUUAAUUUCUAAAAUAUAUGAUCCUGCCAAGGAACGGGCCAUUAAAAAAGCGAUUAAUGACACCGAAGCAUUACUUAAAAACGUAGAGAAAUCGAUAAGCACUAUCAAUUCCAAUUCAAAGGGUAACUCAGCUCAUCAAAUAACGGAAAAAAUGGAUAAUCAAAUGGGUAACAAAGAUCUGUUUAAUGUUCAAACGCCCAUUGAUAAGAGAGAACUAGCGGCAAAGCUAGCCUCUUCAUUAAUCUCUCAAGGCAAAACGUCGAUAAACAGGGAUGAACUUCAAAAAAUCCUGCAUGUGUAUUCCCUGAUUGAGAAAAAGAAACGUUUGGAUGAAUUCGAGAACUUGGAAACUGGCCGAAUGAACAAUACAGCGGAGCCAUUUCAACCAGAUAAUUUAAGUUAUAACUCAAGUCAUGAUACCGUGUUGACGCAACGCUCUAUAAGAAAUUUUAAUACAAUGAAUGAUUGGAACAGUAUGAAUACUGGUCAAAGCUCUUUUGCAAGUGCAGCUCACAUGAAUAAUAAAAACUCUAACCCUCCUAACACCACCAACACAUUUUCGUUUCGACAUGGAUUUGGACUGGACGGAUACCAGAAUAGUCAGUUUGACAGUGCUGCAGUAACGAGGAAUCAGAGCAACACUAUGCAAAAGUCUAUGAACUGCUCUUCUUUUUUCCCAUGCGAUCUAAAUCAGAGGAAUAACAGAUAGUUUUAAAACGAUAGUAAUUAAUAAACAAACGAGAUUUUUCUAAAAGAAGCUGAUUUAAAUCUGUGCAUUGUGGAAGUACUACUUAAAUUACUUAAUAAUCAAAAACAUGUUAUGUAUAUAAUGUAAAUACAAAUUUUAAAUGUAAAAAAAAA